Molecule: messenger RNA, 1683 nt
Organism: Cicer arietinum (chickpea)
Lineage: Eukaryota; Viridiplantae; Streptophyta; Magnoliopsida; Fabales; Fabaceae
Cellular component (GO): chloroplast
Source: RefSeq, a predicted model, not a curated record
UGUUCAUUUUACACGAGUUAAAUCCUAACAAGAUGUAUGUGAAGAAAGAAAUGCGAUUUGUUGAAGACUUUUGGUAGUAGGGCUUGAUUUUAAAGUGAGACAGUAAUACGUAUCUGUUUUGUAUUUCAUAAUUUUUUUUAAAUAUAUAUCUUUGUUUACUUUACUUUUUUUCAAUGACAGCAACAGUAGGAAGGAAGUUAUAACUAUUAUCCUCCACCACUUGUUGACGUAUUGCGAGGCUAUGAGCAAGAGGUACAUCUUGAUAUCUUAUCCUGAUAGAACUUUUGGACAACUGUUUCAUAUCAAAACUAUCACACACCUUGAUCCUCUGUUUUAAAAAGCUUAAUAAAUGGCAUCAUCUUUUCUUCACACAACUCAUACACAAUCUACCAAAAUUUCAAAGCCAUCAUCAGGCAUACCUGCAAACUCCAAAUCCAAUAUCAAAUUUACAUCAAUCCAAAUUCCUACUCAUAAUCAACACAAACACUGCCAUAUAUCCUGCAUUCCUCGAAGUCCUAAUGUUCCCCUCAAAGCUACAUCCACAUCUAUUCAUUCUUCACUCUCUUCCCCUAACCCACCCAUAUCAAAGGAAGAUGCCAUAUUUCAAGCCAAAACAUCCCUUUCAACUACCUUAGAGAAGCCCCUCAACAACCCCAAACUAAUAGGAAAAAUCAAGAAACUGAGGCAGCCCAAAUUCCGGGUCGAAAUUCCGGUCGUCGAUGACUCUCCAGAUUCACUUUCAAAACUUGCUCUUGAUAUUUUUGGGGACAUACCCAUCAAAAGAAAAGGCUCUCUCAUUAAGAUCUUAAUCCUUUGGCCUAAUGAUAGUUUAAAAAAAGCUGCCUUUUUUGCAUUUCAGUCUCAUUCAAACAACCAAGUUGAACACAUUGACAUUCCUUCAGUUGCAAAAACUAACCCCAAAGUCUUGAAUUCUGCUGAUGUGGCGAUAUUUUUGGUGCCAGAGAGUACCCAAUUGAAAAUGGUGAAAAUGGUGAGUGAUGCUUUUUAUCCAAAGCCAGUGGUUAUGUUGAACCCAAAAUGGGCAUUUGAGGAAGAGGACAACUUUGGUGAUCUAAGUGGGUUUGUGAGUUCUUUUGAAGUUGUUUAUUCUUUUAUGGGGUUGGAGGUGAGAGGGAUCUUGAGCAAAAGAAAAGGUGUGAUUUUUAAGUGUGUGAGAGAUGGGGUUGUGAGUGGAGAGAAGUGGAACGUUCUUGUAGAAGAAGAGGGGGAAAUGAAGGUGAUUUCUUCAUUCAAGGUUAGGCCAACUAUUGGUCAAGUUGAGAAUGUUUUGUACAAUUUGAUGGCAAUCAAUUCGCCUUUAACCAAGUCUGCAAAGUUCAUCAAGGAAUUGGUAUCAAAUGUGACAGGGAAAAAGUGAAAUGAACUGAAGGAUUGAUCUUCAACUUCAAGGUAUCUGAUUCACAUGAAUUGUGAAUACAACAUGUUUGUGAAUAUGUCACAUUGAAUGUAGAGCACUGGUAUGAAUCUAUAUGACCAUUAUAUGAAGAUAACAUGUAGUUGUUCUCACCAAUUUUGAAUGAGAAAUGAAAUUACUUUCAAGGGAUAACCUUAAGUUCUUGAUAUUCUGUGUAAUUAUAUAACAUUUGAUGUUAUGUAAGUAAAAUGCAAGAUACUACUGUCUAAAUAUGAAAUACAAGAUAAUAAGCUCUCUUGUUAGCUUGA